CUUUAAUUUUAAGUACACAGCCAAGACAACAAAGGAGCGGAUUAGUGACAUCUCUGAGAAUGUCCUUGAGUGGUCCAGCCAGAGCCCUGACUUGAAUCCAAUUCAUCAUUUUUGGAGAGACCCUAAAAUGGCUUCCAUCACCCGUCCCAAUCCAAACUGAUCCAAAUCCAGGUGUGUAAACCAUGUGGAAUCAUAUCCAAGAAGACUGGAAGCUGUAAUCGCUGCCAAAGGAUGAUGUUGUUUUGGUAAGACUGUGCUAAACAUAGGACUGAGCCCUGCGCCGUUCACGAAAACUUCGGUAACCCUACAGUUGAAGCAUGAGAACACGUCGUCUGUGUAGGAGGUGACUGAUGAGAUGGCAGGUCAGUAAUAGGAGCUGGGACGUUCAUCUUGGUGAGGAUGGGUGCGCUUACAAGCCGGCAGCACGCAGGAGUUGAAGAAGUAGAUAUGCCGUCUAACUCCGUCUAUAGAUACCCACCCAAGUCUGGUAGUUACUUUGCCAGCCAUUUCAUCAUGGGGGGAGAGAAGUUUGAGUCCAGCCAUCCUGAAGGUUACCUCUUUGGGGAGAACAGUGACCUGAACUUUCUGGGAAGUCGCCCCGUCACGUUCCCAUAUGCGGCACCUUCCCCACAAGAGCCUGUGAAAACACUGCGCAGUUUGAUCAACAUACGGAAAGACACAUUACGUCUUGUCAGGUGCACAGAGGAAGUUAAAGCCAGUGGAGCUGAAGGCAGCCGGCCCAAGGUACAUUAUAAUGUGGAGUUUACAUUUGACACGGAUGGAAGAGUGGCCAUUACUAUCUAUUACCAAGCAACAGAGGAAUUUCAGGGGGGCAUUGCCAGUUACAUUCCUAAGUGCAGUAAUCUGCAGUCUGAGACUGUGCACUUCAAGAAAGGGGUGAGCCAGCAGUUUUGUCUUCCGUCACAUACUGUGGACCCCUCUGAGUGGAGAGAAGAAGAGCUAACCUUUGAUCUUGAUCGAGAAGUAUAUCCUAUGGUUGUCCAUGCAGUGGUGGAAGAAGGAGAAGAACAUCUUGGGCACUGCCAUGUGCUGAUGGCAACAUUUGAAAGGCACGCAGAUGGCAGUUUUUGUGUGAAGCCCUUGAAGCAGAAACAAGUGGUGGACGGGGUCAGUUACCUCUUGCAGGAAAUCUAUGGGAUUGAAAACAAAUACAAUUCUCAUGACUCCAAAGUGACAGAAGAUGAAGUCAGUGACAAUAGUGCCGAGUGUGUUGUUUGUCUGUCUGAUGUACGGGACACACUUAUUUUGCCAUGCCGACAUCUUUGUCUGUGUAAUACCUGUGCAGAUACUUUGCGUUACCAGGCAAGCAACUGCCCCAUCUGUCGAUUGCCUUUUCGAGCGCUGCUUCAGAUCCGAGCAAUGAGAAAGCUUCCAGGUCCUCACUCACCUGCUGGUUUUAGCCCGAUCAUUGCAGCCCCUAGCUCAGACUCUGAAGAGCACACGUCAGCGGAACAUGUCCCUCCCGGAUACGAGGUUGUGUCACUCUUGGAGGCUUUGAAUGGACCCCUGACCCCAUCACCAUCAGCUCCACCAUUAAGAGCUCUUGGGGAAUCUCGGAGGCCGGGAGUUCUUCCAUCAUAUGGCAGUGACAUCCAGCUGCCUCAUCUGCGCAUGCACUCGCCUCUUCAGCAUCUUUGCGGCAGUCAGGCUCUUAAGCUGAAAAAAAGUAUUUCCAGGUCAAUUUCUCAGAACUCUUCAGUGUUACAGGAAGAUGAGAUGGAAAAAUCAUUCAGCGAUGCUGAGAUCCGAACACCAAGGAAAAAGACACCCCAACUGGCCGAGGAAUGUGGAGCUACUCCUGAGAGUGAGAACCUGACUCUUUCCUCAUCCGGAGCCAUUGACCAGUCUUCUUGUACAGGAACACCGCUGUCCUCCACCAUCACCUCUCCAGAAGACCCCUUGAGCAGUAGCCUGGCGCAGUCCGUAAUGUCCAUGGCCUCGUCCCACAGCCAGCAGUCCCAGCUCAGCACAGACACUGUGUCCUCCAUGUCUGGGUCCUACACAGCAGGUAUAAUGGAGGAAGAUGAAGGGGGGAUUAUGCCAUCACCUCCUGUGGCCCCCAGUGGAUCCCCCUCUGAAGAGGGAGAGCUGUCACCGGAGGGACACUUUGUGACCGUGUCUGCAGAUGAAAUGGAUGCCGAGGGAAAUGUUACAGAGGAGGAAUUUGCAUCCCCAGAGGAGGAUGAUGGGCAGAGGACUGGCAGAGAGUGUGACAAUAACAAUGCUGCUCACGUCACACUGCGGGACACUCUGGACAAUGUGCGGGGCUCUGAGGGCUGCCUGGCCGAUGCCUGUUUCCCUGGGACUCCAAGCCAGAGAAGAAGACAUCCAUACCACACGUCGGACACUUGCGUCUCUCUUCAGGAGGUGGGAGACAGACAAGGUCGGCUGGGGGCUCAGGACGUGUGAGGCUUCUCCUCUAAAGGAUUCGCUGCUAUCCUGUGGACACUUCUUCCCUGCGGUCACCUAGAGAGACACUCACCUCCAUAAAGUCACUCAGGACACCUCACCGUUUAUACCUGGUGCCAGCUGUGUACCCUCGGUCACCUUGUUUAACACUUCACCUUUCAGUAGGUUGAUGUGUAUCCUUGCUGCCUCUUCAAGGUGCGGCGGUACUGGUACUGGUCGCUGUAUAUCAUGUUGUAUAUAGCCUGUGUAUACUUUGCAACAGGGGAAACAUGCACUAAGCUGUCUUAGGUUGUGACACAAUCCUUGUUUCAUAGAAGGGAGUUAGCAAUAUAUCUGUUGUGUGUACAUCCGUGGUGAUCGGCACUGCCUUCUAUAGCACUUUUAUGUGAAGUGAAAACUAGCGCCCUCUGGUGUACUAGCCAGGAACAAGAUAUGCUGGCCAUGCUGAAGUGCAGAUAAGGAGGCUUUAAGCAUUUUCUGUUUAGUGCCAGGUCAGCAGAGGAAAGGUUCGUACUGUAUCUAAUCUUUACCCUGGAUUAUGAGAGCGGAUUAAUUCAAUGUAUAUGAACAUACUUGGUCCAGGUGCCAUGACGGUGUAUACAGGCAAUGCCGCUGCUGUUUGAGUGAGGGUGAGUUAAGUAGAUCCCACUGAGUGAGUAGAAUGAUUCAGUGAUGAAGUAUCUGACUCUGCACCGUACUGUUUUAGAGGGGUAGGUGUUCCAGUUACUGUAUGAGGUGCAGGAAUGAUACUUCUGUAUCCUCGUACACUAAGUGUUUAUACUGUACCUCUGUUUUGUCUCCGUUUAGGAUUCUUCUUCCAGCCACCUAUUCUACAAAAAGCUUUAUGUACUAAGCCUUUAGUUUUUCUAUAUAUAUAUAUAUAUAUAUAUAUAUAUAUAUCUGUGAUCACAUAAAAUUUA
This is a messenger RNA of Hyla sarda, 3350 nucleotides long. It is a transcript of the gene RNF157, whose product is annotated as ring finger protein 157. Gene Ontology annotation, biological process: protein ubiquitination. The transcript has 21 exons. Bases 400 to 2430 code for a protein of 676 amino acids. NCBI's taxonomy places the organism in Eukaryota, Metazoa, Chordata, Amphibia, Anura, Hylidae. Gene Ontology annotation, cellular component: cytoplasm. The record is from RefSeq and is a predicted model, not a curated record. Gene Ontology annotation, molecular function: ubiquitin protein ligase activity.